This is a messenger RNA of Macroventuria anomochaeta, 1260 nucleotides long. RefSeq lists its product as uncharacterized. The transcript has a single exon. NCBI's taxonomy places the organism in Eukaryota, Fungi, Ascomycota, Dothideomycetes, Pleosporales, Didymellaceae. The record is from RefSeq and is a predicted model, not a curated record. Bases 209 to 1093 code for a protein of 294 amino acids.
UGGGUUGGCAGCAAGGCUCUCUAGCUUCUCCCCCAAUAUUGAACGCGAUGUUGCCAUCAUCCUUCGAUCCUCCUACUAAUAAGAAAGCGAUGCAAUUCGUUGCGCGACAGUUGACGACAGCAGCCGUUGGAACUAACAAUGCAAAGCAACAAAGGCUCAGCGACGUGCAACCCGAAGCGUUAACAGCAUCGCACGCGGUAUCUGCCGCAUGCUCACGUAUUACCCAAUAUGGGAUAUAUCCUUCGACGUUGCAUAUGUCUUUACGAUUGGCAGUGUGAUAUGGGUCAUCAACGCAUUUUUUGUAUGGUUGCCACUCGUGCGACCUGACACCGAGUUUGAGAAUGAAGAACUGUAUGGUGGGGGCAUAACUGCAUUUAUUGGAGCUACAGUGUUUGAGUUUGGUUCAUUCCUGCUCAUGGCUGAAGCUGUGAAUGAGAAUAAGUCGGGAUGCUUUGGAUGGGCACUUGAGCAAGCCCUGUCGCACGAGGGUGGUGAUGACCAAACUGGAGACGGGAAACUCAAACCCUCAAAGUCGCAUUGCAUGCAUCACCAUCUGUUGAAGGGAAAAUCAGCUUCAGCAGCUCGCUCAUGGGUAUGGUGGCCCUCGAGAACAGAUCUACGGACGCACUAUAUCUACAACAUCGGCUUCCUCGCCUCUUUCUCCCAACUCUGCGGUGCCACAGUCUUUUGGAUAUCAGGUCUCACAGCCCUCCCAGGCAUUUAUAGCAGAAUGUCCCGUCCCAUCACUAUCAUCUUCUACUGGACACCGCAGGUUAUCGGCGGCCUAGGCUUCAUCGUCUCUGGCACGCUCUUCAUGCUGGAAACACAGUCCAAUUGGUGGAAGCCGGCGCCUCGGACACUGGGCUGGUGGAUUGGGGCGUGGAAUCUAAUUGGUGGUAUUGGGUUUACGAUUUGUCCGGCGUUUGGGUUUGAUACAAGUAGUUGGAGCCAGUAUCAGGCUUGUCUAUCUACAUUCUGGGGAAGUUGGGCAUUUCUUGUUGGGAGUGUAGUACAGUGGUACGAGUGUCUGGAGAAGUUUCCUGUGGUGCAGAAGAGUGACAAAAAUUCAGCGGCAGCUAAUGGUGGAAUGUGAUGGUAUGGCGAAGUUUGAUACACGAAAACCUGGGACGGUCUAUGAAGCAAGGAGGUCAUGUGUGCCACACGUGUUGGUGCAGUGCUCUUGCCUGUUCCAACAAGCACCUUCUGCCCCUUGGCUGCACGAGACAUACGUCAUAUAAACAGACCCUGCUGAUGGCCUGG